This is a messenger RNA of Rubroshorea leprosula, 831 nucleotides long. NCBI's taxonomy places the organism in Eukaryota, Viridiplantae, Streptophyta, Magnoliopsida, Malvales, Dipterocarpaceae. The record is from the annotation of a GenBank genome assembly.
UGAAACCAACCCUAAGCUCUUUUUAUCUCCGCCCUAAAGGUAGCCCCGAUUAUUGCUGACUUAAGCAUCGGAGUGUCUACCCCGAGUUCCACCUUGGGGCUUUGCAGGUCAUCCCGGAGUGCAGGCGCGGGCUGAAAAAGGACUUCUGGCUUGGUGCAAUUACAUUGGCGCCGUCUGUGGGAAUCGAACUGAAAGCUUUCUAGUUGCUCUUUCAUCAUGAUUCACACUCGAUCAGUCCGAGCUGGUAAUUCAUCUCUGCCUCUUGGGCAAGGUCAACCCCCCAACAACCUUCCACCUCAACUCCCACCUCAACUCCCACCUCAACUUACACCUCAGCUUCCACCUCAGGUCCCAACUAUAUUCCCUCUUGUGGAUCAUGCAGAAGGAGGAGAUGAAAACCAACCUCAUGCCUCAGCUCACAACUCAACUUCCACUGCCAACCAAGAUCAUCCUCAACCAAUUCAGCAUGCUCCCGCUAUUAGUGAAUCUCAGGGUCAAUCCCACAUCGCACCUGCUCAACAACCCAUCCCUGAUGAUGUCACUCGACAUCUCGAUAGCUUGGAAAAGCUAGUAGCUGAACACCGAGGCGCUCCACCCCCACACCAUACUGCUGACUCCAUACCUCACCCUCUGAAUACCAAUAUUACACUGGAACCCUAUCCUGCUAGCUUCAAAAUACCACAAUUGGAGACUUAUGAUGGGACAAAGGAUCCUGAUGAUCAUUUGCAUGCUUUCUACUCUUGCAUGCAAGCUUAGAACACCUCUGACGCGUUAAUGUGCAAAAUCUUCCCCUCUACUCUCCGAAGUAAUGCCCGAACUUGGUAUUACAAU